This is a messenger RNA of Hyla sarda, 3497 nucleotides long. RefSeq names its product zinc finger protein 148 (gene ZNF148). Gene Ontology annotation, molecular function: DNA-binding transcription factor activity, RNA polymerase II-specific; RNA polymerase II cis-regulatory region sequence-specific DNA binding. Gene Ontology annotation, biological process: regulation of transcription by RNA polymerase II. The record is from RefSeq and is a predicted model, not a curated record. NCBI's taxonomy places the organism in Eukaryota, Metazoa, Chordata, Amphibia, Anura, Hylidae. The transcript has 7 exons. Gene Ontology annotation, cellular component: nucleus. Bases 233 to 2596 code for a protein of 787 amino acids.
CUGCUGUGAGGAGAUUUCCCGCCGGUUCUGUGCGGCUCGCUGUGGCGUAGACUGUAAUUUCGCUUCGUGUACAUCAGGCCGCCCCCGUCCUUCCUCCUCCCGGCAUGCUCUGCGCGGGGCCGCCCAGUCUCCGGUUCCGGUUCCGGUGGGGGAGGAGGAAGAAGCCGCCGCUGACACCGGUUGGACCGGCCCGGAACCCGGGACUAGGGGGGGAUGCGGGCCUCUGUGAAUUAUGAACAUUGAAAGCAGCAGCAUCAUCGAUGGUUUUCUUAAAUGUAGCCACACAAGCGUCCUGCAGUCUCCUUCCAGGGGUCUGCUUGGUCUAGGAGUAGCUGAGCAGCCCUCCUCCACCGCACUGUCCCGGACAGGCCUCAGCCUUGGCGCGGUGGGCUCAGCUUUAUCCGGACGCGAGAACAUGAUGUCACAGGAUGAGCUAAUGGUACAAGAGGAAACGGUGAAAAAUGACGAAGAAGAUGUGGAUGCACAGGAGAGGCUGCUGCCCCCGGGAUUCCAGUACACGGUUCAUGUGAAACAAGAGAUCAAAUUCACAGAGGAGAUGGAGGCGCAGAUGACGGAGAACAAGCAGCUGUCAGAGCCGGUCGACCUCCAGAAGAAGAAGAAAAGGAAGCAGAGAUCCCCAGCCAAGAUCCUCACUAUCAAUGAGGACGGCUCCCUGGGACUGAAGAUCCCAAAAUGUCAUGUGUGCGAGCACUGCAACGCAGCGUUCAGAACCAACUAUCACCUGCAGAGACACGUCUUCAUCCACACAGGUGAGAAGCCUUUUCAGUGCAGUCAGUGUGAUAUGCGCUUCAUCCAGAAGUAUCUGCUGCAGAGACACGAGAAGAUUCACACGGGAGAGAAACCUUUUCAUUGUGACGAAUGUGGGAUGCGCUUUAUUCAGAAAUACCACAUGGAGAGGCACAAGAGGACGCACAGUGGAGAGAAACCAUACCAAUGUGAAUACUGCCUCCAGUACUUCUCCAGGACGGAUCGGGUACUGAAGCACAAGCGCAUGUGCCAUGAGAACCGAGAGAGGAAAUCGGGAAAAAGCUCCGGCAAAUCCUCCCUCUUACCUCCCGACGGCGACAUCUGCUUCUCUGCCGCGUGUAAAGAUGGGGCUUUACCUAAAAAGAAGCAGAGGACAGAUAAGAUGAAGCUCUUGGGGAUGAGCGAGAAGGAAAUAUCGCUUGAGAAAGUGGAUCAGAAGAAGGAGAAAAGCGACUUCCUCCCACUCUUCCCAGACAGCACCAAAGUGAAAGACGAAUUCAUGGUGGCAGAGUAUGCUGUGGAGAUGCCGCACCCCUCGGUCAGUGACUUACACUUACAGGAGCCGGUGUCUGGAGAUAUCAGUCCUCCUAAGCUGCUGAUUAAGAAGGUGAAUAGCAAGAAGUGCGUGAAGCACGUCCUGGAGCAGAGCCCGGCCAUGACCACGCUGUCUGCCUUUGAUGAUGGCAAAGUGGCAAAAUAUGCGUUUGAACUUGUGGAUAAGCAGGUGCUGCUGGACUCGGGAAGCAAUUCAGACAUGGAUCACAAUGAUCCGCUUCAGGAUGGAAGCGCUAAACCAGCCAAUAGCAGCGUCAGCUAUGAUGAGGCCAUGCAGUUCUCCAAGAAGAAGCGGUAUCUGCUGGCCGCCAGCACCAACAGCAGCAAUAGCAGGGAGUACGCUUUGAAUGUGGGCACCUUGGCAUCUCAGCCUUCUGCCACCCAAGCAGCAGUGGCCAGUGUCAUAGAUGAAAGUGGCACGGCUGCCCUUAUAGAUCCCCAGGCGUUGAGUGUGGACAUCAAAACAAACCAUGAUAAGAGUGUGAUUCCGGAUGAGGUGUUACAGACCCUCCUGGACCAUUACUCGCACAAAGCCAACGGGCAGCACGAGAUCUCAUUCAGCGUAGGGGAUACUGAGGUGACCUCCAGUAUUUCCAUAAACUCUUCAGAGGUGGGGGAAUCCAGCCAGCCAGAGACUUUGGGGGCCCCCACCCAGGUCCCACAAUCUGACAAAGCCAGCAUGUUGCAGGAGUAUUCUAAGUUUUUGCAGCAGGCGUUGGAACGGACUAGCCAGAACGAUGCCUAUCUGAACAACACAAGCCUUAACUUUGUCACCGACACCCAGAGUCUCUCCAGCACAACCACCUUCCCCCCACUGGACAAGCAUGUCUAUGCCACACUACCCAUCAGCACUUUCCGGGCAGGUCUGAGCACCCCGCUGAGAGUGUCCCCUGACAAAUCUCACUUUGGCCUCAUUGUGGCCGAUUCCCAGAGCGCCUUUGGCUUCACAGGGGAUGACGGUAGCCACACGUCCCCUUCACCUUCCUCCUCCACGCAGGAUUUUAUAGAUCAAGUGACUGGACAAAAGAAGAAUGACUCUCAGACUGUCCAUCAGACAUACCAGCUGAAUGCUUUUGAUCAGCCCUUCAGGGCACAGUACCAUGGCGGUCGGCCUGGAAUAUCUCCCCAGUUUAGUGCUGCCAAUGGACAGGUAAACAUGCGUCAGGCGGCCACCAGCACCGAUUUUACAGACUUCUCCCUGGUAAAUGUUAAUGAAAGCAGGACCCAGAUGGCUUCUCCCCCGGACCCCGCUACCAGCCAGACCUUUGGCUAAUCCACUGUUUCAGCCUUUUGUCGCCGGAAGGGAUUGUUGCAUAUUGCUAAACAUAACAAGCCUUUCAGGAAGUUACUGUGUUACAGCAGCCACCUGUAACCCCCCCCACCCGCCCACCCGCGUGUAGCGUACAGCAACCGCUUCCUUCUAUCAAUACGCUGACAAGGCUGCUUUUGCCGGUCUUGUGUGUGAUGCAGGAGACUGGCGCUUGGCUUCUUUCUCUCCCUGUUCUGUAUCCUGAUACAUGAGAUCUUGGGAUAUUGGGGCGCCGGGAUAAAAGAAGCUGUUUCAUGUGUGUGUAUGCACAACCCUGGUAAGGAGAGAUAAGCGGCGCCCUACUGUGUUCAUACCCCACAGUAAUGGUGACCUUUGUUACCACAGGGUUUGGUCUUUGCUGUGCUCAGUCUGUGUUUAACCCAUAGGGGGCCACUGGAGAUGCUGAUUUUACCCCCUAAAAAAGGUGAAAAUGAUAUAUAUGGCACUUUAUAGACAGCAUUUCAAAUUGUGGUUAUGGUGAGGAGGGCACGCUCUACAGUCCCGGAUCUCACAGGUUAGUAGGGCUUUAAGGAAGGAGAAUAGACUGCAGGGAUUUUGGGUGCCAUCUGCAGCCCAUCCCCUUGCCUGUAUCUGCAGGGCAGUGCUCGAAUACUUAGUGCUCUAAUAGCAGUGUUCUAAUACUGUUAUUUAGUGCAAUGCUCUGCAGACACCCGGACGAUGAGAAGCAACGCUCUGCGCUGUGACUCUAUGAGAGGAGAAGCACUUACCUUUUCUUUCUCGGUCAGCUCCAUUGGGGGAUUCAGAGACCAUGGGUAUAUCUUGCUGCCACUAGGAGGCUGACACUAGAUGUACAAAAAGAAGUCGGCCCCUCGUGGCAGGAUAUACCCCGCCUACUGACUCUGAG